GUAGGUAGUUUACUUUAUAGCAUGGUAAAGUUGAGUUAUUAGCCAGCUAUGUUUCAUAAGGGGAUAUGUAGAACGGCUGUGGCUGUAAUACAACGUUAAUAUUUAGUCUAUGCGAUGGAGUCUAAAGCAGUUGUCAAUGCCAUACCGCCGUAUGGAUAUAUAAUUGCUAACGAAAAGUGGAGAGGCUCUGUGCUGGUACAAGGCUUCAAAGGAAACGUUAAGAUCAUUUUCGAGGAACUUCUCGGCGUUGUUGAUUUUCAUCUUUCAGACAAGAGCUGUAUCCUGUAUGUAUCAGAGAGCGAUAUAGUGGCUGGCAACACAUACAAAAGGAAGAUUGUUCGCUUCCGAAAUGCUAAUAGCAGUCUUCAGGGGAUUAUUGUAGUAGAGAAGACACGUCUCAGUGAACAAUACUUCAGCGCCUUACAGAAGUUUGUGGUGCUGGAGUUGGGACUGAACCUGCUGCCUGUCUUAAACCCAGUAGAGGCCUCGCAGCUUAUCUCUCAGUUGGUCCACGGGGAAAACAAGGAGAACCCUUUCCGCAGGAAGAGCAUCUCCAGGCUGCUGGAUCCUGUGGUGUUGGCUCUGGUCCAGCAGAUCCCUGGAGUGGGAAAGGUGAAGGCUCUGGCCCUUCUGCAGCGAUACUCCUCCAUCCACCAACUCAGCCAAGCCUCGACCAGUGACCUUGAGCCCACAGUCGGGCAGGCCACAGCUCAACACAUUUGGGGAUUCUUCCACAAACCACUGGUCUGACAUAUAGUCAACUUGAGGUUAAAGACGUGCGAUGUGCAGGGCGUCGCUAAAUAUCUAUAGAUUCAUUGUGGUUAGCUCACUGAAGACCUUAAACUAAGUCUUUAACUCACUUAAGACCUUUAGUGUCCUUGGAAGCUAUUGCCUAUGUCUAUGGAUCAGGCUUUGAGCCUUUAAUUAUUUAUUACUGAAGUCUAUGUUGAGAUGCAGUUUGAGAAAUUAAUGUUUAAAGUCCUGAAUAUUAAACCACUCCAGUAUGUGCAACAUGGCCUAGUAUGAAUCUAUUAAUCAAUCAUACAUUUAUGUUUAAUCUGUGAGGACAAAAGGAAUCCAUUAUUUUGAUAUGG
This is a messenger RNA of Sardina pilchardus (European sardine), 1094 nucleotides long. It is a transcript of the gene faap24, whose product is annotated as FA core complex associated protein 24. The record is from RefSeq and is a predicted model, not a curated record. Gene Ontology annotation, cellular component: Fanconi anaemia nuclear complex. Lineage: Eukaryota; Metazoa; Chordata; Actinopteri; Clupeiformes; Clupeidae. The coding region runs from base 115 to 750 and encodes 211 amino acids. Gene Ontology annotation, molecular function: chromatin binding. Gene Ontology annotation, biological process: interstrand cross-link repair. The transcript has 4 exons.